AACAGUUAGUAAUCGAAAUAAUUCGUGUAUGAACGUGCAACUGGUGAAAGGAAAACAAAACAUCUUGAGCAGCGGGCCUGCGGUGUUUGGGCUCGCAGUGACGUCGCUCUCACGGAGCGGUGUCAAGGGCAAAAUGUUCCUAAUGGGUGAGAGAAAAGAAGUUCCUGGAGACCAGAGGAGAGAGUGAGGCGGUGCAGACGGACACACUCCUCUCAGGGCUUCACUCCUGCGCGCACAAACUCCCGGCGGAGAAACCACGGCUACGUCCGCAGCUCGGAGGGUUUCAGGAGCCGCUCAUCCUCUGACUGACAUGUCACUGUGGGGAAAGUGUUUGCGACGACAACAACAACAACAACAACAACAACAACAACAACAACAGGUAUGAGCAGUGGAUUAUCACAUCCUGUCGAAAAAGCAGACACUUGAAUCAACUUCCACAGAGUUCCUUGAACAAUCAGCUCCAGCCAUGAGCGGGAAAGGCUGUCAGCUCCUGGUGUCCCCCUGCAGCGUGUCCCCGUCGCCGAGCAUGAUCAGAGGACACCAGCCCCAGUCCGUCAGGAUACCCAUGUCCUCCCCACAACGGGCCAGUCUAAGUACCUCCUCGGGCGUGGAGAAAGUGAAAAGAGGGGGCGCGCACUCCUUUGUCCUGCCGUCCCUGAGCCUCCGCAGACAGGUGCUGACCAAUGGGAAGCAGCAAAACAUGCCGACUCCAUCCGUACACCACCCUCCAACCACAGCAGUGACGCCAACUGCACAGACAGGAUUCUGCUCCUCGAACAGCUUCUCCAAAGCAGGCUGCUCCGUGUCUGGGCCGACCAUGGAAGUAUUCGGUCAGCCAGCUGCUUCCAACCUGACUGUCACCAGCAGCCCCAUGUCUGUUGUCACAGGCCAGCGGUACCUUGCAGGGCCUGCAGCACCACCUCCUCCAUCACAUCCACACAGUGUGCAGGUUCCCCACGCUGACGCCAGAUCCGCAUUGUCCAGAGCAUCCCUGGCAUCCACGACGCUAAGUCUGUUUGAAACACAGUCAGUGUUUAGUGGCAGACAUGACUGGCCAUAUGGCUACCGUGUGCUUCCUCCGCUGGGGCCACCGCCGUGCUCCAACCAGGCCAGUGAGGGAGGCGUGCAGCUCGGCCUGUGCCCUGGCACGGCCAUGUCCGGCACGACCGUAUCAGGUGGCACGAGCACCUCUGCCUCGCUGCCCUCGUACCUCUUCGCAGGUGAUGCCGGGAGCCCCAGGCAGUCUCGUGCGAAGAAGAGAGCCCUUUCCAUGUCGCCUUUGUCAGACGUCAUGGGUACCGAUUUCAACUCCAUCAUACGCACCUCACCUACCUCACUUGUGGCUUAUAUCAACGGUUCCCAGAGCUCCCCGUCCUCCCAGCCCACACUCUCACCCGUCCAGUCUGAAGGAUAUGGUCACUUCCUGGGUGUGAGAGGUAGCUGCAUUCCCCAGCCACAUCCCUACAGCUCUUCGCAGGCUCUGGCCCCGCAGUCAGAGUGUGGCCGUAUGCAGAUUCUUGAAGCGGGAGGGGGUCUGGAGAGCCAGAUGGCUAACAUGGUGGUAGAGCAGCAGUGCCUCCCGGAGGAAGGCGGGUCCCUGGGGAAGACUUCAGACAGCAGCCUGCUGCCGCAUGUACAGUUACAGCCAGCGGUGUUGAGCACUAUCCAAGAAAUUGCCUCGCCACAAGGGCCUCCACCGCCCUACCACUCGCACCAGCACGUCCACCUCGCUAGACGUCACAGCAAAAUAAAGCCCCACUCUCAGGACCCUCCCAGGGGCUUUUUACCCCAGGUCCCAAUGCUGGAGGAAGAGGAAGGAGAGGUGGAGGACUAUGGGGCCCACUGCUGCAUGUGGUUGAACUGCAGUGCAGUGUACGAGCAAAAGGAGGAGCUGGUAAGGCACAUAGAGAAGCUGCAUGUGGACCAGCGGAAGGCCGAGGAUUUCACAUGCUACUGGGUGGGCUGCCCACGCAACUUCAAGCCCUUCAAUGCCCGAUACAAGCUUCUUAUCCACAUGAGGGUCCACUCAGGAGAGAAACCUAACAAGUGCACGUUCGAGGGCUGCAAGAAGGCCUUCUCUCGGCUGGAAAACCUGAAGAUCCACCUGCGAAGCCACACGGGGGAGAAGCCCUACCUGUGUCAGCACCCAGGGUGUCAGAAGGCCUUCAGCAACUCCAGCGACAGGGCCAAACACCAGCGAACGCACCUGGAAACAAAGCCAUAUACCUGCCAGGUGCCAGGCUGCGCAAAGCGUUACACUGAUCCCAGCUCCUUGAGGAAACACGUGAAGUCCCACACUACUAAGGAGCGACAGUUGUGGAAGAAGAUGAAAUCCACGGCCGGUGGGGCCCAGGACACGCUGACGGACUGUUUAACCAUCCACCCUCUGCAGCCGAGCCUCUCGCCUCUGGCAAGGAUCGACAGCAACUUGAACUCUUCUCCUGGCGCGUCCCAUGAGUCAUACUCUGCUGCUCCACAGGGACCGGACUCCUCCAGCAAUCCUCACCUGGCCCUGAUGUGCUCCUUACAGGACGAUUACAGGUUUGUUGAUCCUUCCCCUCACCAGCUCUUCCCAGGGGACCAGUGUGGGCCUCGCUCCCCCACCUGCCUCCCGCAUCCUCCUCCCAACGGGCCUUCUCUGCGGAACAACGGCGAUCUAAAGCACCCCAGCCACCAGCCUCCUGAUCUAGCAGAUCACAAUCCAGCGCAGACCGGCACGAGUCACCUGAUGCGAGAUGAUGCCUUCGGCGAUGAUCCAGCCGCCAACGAUGUCAGUGGCGUGGCGGCCUUACAAACAGCUCUUUCCUGCAUUGCAGGAUUUGACGUCCGCAGCCAAGCGCAGGAUGGAGGGGAUUUCUUCAGUGUGGUGGACCACUGCAGCGGCCAGGUCUCCUGCGUCUACACAGAGGGAUGAUAACCCUCAAUUACCGGUUUCGGUUUUUGUUUUGUUUUUUGUUCCACUUAAAUCAGAAUGGCCAAUCAGAGGAACGCUUUGGAACGGCGCCGCAACCUGGCGACGGCUUCAUUGAGCCAAAUAAAGGGAUAUUUGAUGAUAAAACAAUCUAAGAUGCUGCUGCUCGGCUGAGAUAACGUUCAAGGAAUCGACUCUUAUGCUCUUUCUCCCUCUCUUCUACUAAACCCCUAUAAAUAUAUACUGGCGUCUGCCGCAAUAAUAAAUGUAGAGUAAUGACUGAGACAACAGAAUUGGAAUGUUUACUUUCGUAGUUUUUAUACAGCUUUGAGUAUAACAUGUAGUAAGUUCCUCAAGGGUGACAUUUCACAAAGUAUGCAAAGGAUCAUUUAUUAAGGUUUUUCUUAGAACAUUUUCUUUGUAACUAUAGUAACAGGACAGCCUUACCAUUUCACUGUAAUGUUCAUAGCUAUAACCCAUCGUCUGAAUAUAGGGAAUGUGCUUUAAGUGCCCCUCUGCCUAGAUCAAUAUGCGGAUUUGUGUCGGUGAACAUACCACUGAUUUUGCAUGUUUGAGUUUAUUUACUGCAGAUUGCCGUUGACCCUUUCUGAAUGCGUUGGGUGGGGGGGGAGGGCAUGGUGCUGUAUGUUAUUGAUCUCCCACAGCCAUUAUUUCAUUUUCAAAUGGUAUGAAAUUAACCUGUGGCGAUUUUUAAAGCGUGCUUGCAACAGGCCAACUAAUACAGCGAUAAUAGGAGCUUUCAUCAUCGCCAGUUGAGGUAUUGACACAUUUAAUCAGGUUUGCACUUUCGGCUGCAUCAAAAACGCAACCGUAACAUGUGAUGUCUCUGUAAGCGUGUGAUCGUUAUGUAGUCGAGUGGAGGAAAAACAAAAACUAGUAACAAGUAUUAAUUGAUUUGCAGUGAAUGGCACUGCGACGGUAUAACUUUUGCGUAUAUAUGGAACAGAUCAAGGGGAAAAAAGUAAACGAUUUUUUAACCCUUGUUUGUCAUUUGUGUCUCUGAUGCACUGAAUCAGUUCACAGUGUAUCAUUUCAUACCUCACAGAGAACACAUUAUUACUUAACUGGUUUUUUUUUUUGUUUUUUUUCAUUUUUUUAUCAUUAAAUGAUCAUUUACAGAGUUACACCAUUCUACAAGGAGGUACAAAUGGAGGGGAGAGAAGUUACAUCAAGCAUUCUAUUUUUACUGAGCAAGACCAAGGUCUACUGAUAUAAUUACAGUUACUGGAUAGCUUGUGUGGCUUUCUUUGCACGCUAUAAAUCACUUUUUCUCAAGCAAAAAAUAAACUAAUUUAGCCGAGUCGGUAUCUCCUCAUCGAGUCAGUGUACAGGAACUCUAUUUGUAUUAAACCCAACAAGACAAAGGCACACCAGAGCAACUACUUUGCCUAUAAAUAACUCGAUAUACUCAGAUUCUGAAAAGGCAAUAAGCUAACUGAAAUCACAGAAUGAAUUUGGAACCACAGCUCUAGACCUGGACGAAAAGCCACAGGUCCAGCAGGAAGCGGUCUUCACAGCCGUGUGUUUUUUCUUGUUCCAAACUGAAAGGACAAAUUGUAUUACUUGAAAACAAUUCUUUUAGCAAAAGAGUGUCAUGCUUCAGAUGGGGGUUUCAGUAGUUGCUUAGCAACAACAACAGCUUUUCCAAAAAGCAUCUGUUUAGUACUGCUAACCCAAAAAAAAAAAAAAAAAAGUGUUGCGCACUGGACACAGGUGGUUGGUUGAGCUUUGUGUGCAGUUGGAUGCCGAUUAACAACACAGGGCUCACCUUCCCUGAUUGAAAACUUCUUCAUGUUUGUUCCUAAUUAGGCUAAGUGGUAAAAAACAAAAUGUAUAUUUGGUAAUUGCAUAGAUCUACAACAAUUGUUCUACCAAUAUCCACCAGCUGCUGCACGGCGUACAAAGAAAUGCAAUGUAAUGUUUCAAUAAUUAAAGGCUCUGAAAUGAUCCAUAA
Molecule: messenger RNA, 4886 nt
Organism: Acanthopagrus latus (yellowfin seabream)
Lineage: Eukaryota; Metazoa; Chordata; Actinopteri; Spariformes; Sparidae
Gene: glis3
Product: GLIS family zinc finger 3
Exons: 12
Coding region: 467-2914 (815 amino acids)
Biological process (GO): regulation of transcription by RNA polymerase II
Cellular component (GO): nucleus
Molecular function (GO): DNA-binding transcription factor activity, RNA polymerase II-specific; RNA polymerase II cis-regulatory region sequence-specific DNA binding
Source: RefSeq, a predicted model, not a curated record